Centruroides sculpturatus (bark scorpion) is the source of this 3306-nucleotide messenger RNA. Its product is annotated as anillin-like. Bases 261 to 3290 code for a protein of 1009 amino acids. The transcript has 18 exons. The record is from RefSeq and is a predicted model, not a curated record. Gene Ontology annotation, biological process: septin ring organization; mitotic cytokinesis; actomyosin contractile ring assembly. Lineage: Eukaryota; Metazoa; Arthropoda; Arachnida; Scorpiones; Buthidae. Gene Ontology annotation, cellular component: actomyosin contractile ring.
UUUUGGAAUAUGAACGACUUUGUUCUUUUUGUGAAAUUUUAAAUUUUAUGUAUUUUCCUGAAGAUAGUCAAUUAAAAGGACCGAAGACGUUAGAUUAAUAAAUACGUCAUUGACCACUAGAGGACGUCAUGUGACCGGAAGCUUUGAGAGUUCUAGGAAAGCUUAUCCGAUUGCGCACGCGUCAGUGUUUAGCGGGGGAAGUUUAAAUUUCAGACGUUAAGAAGCAUUUUAAAGAUAAUCUUGCUAUUCGAUCAGAAAUUAUGGAGUUAGAUCCUUUCACAAAGAAACUUUUAGCACGAACACAAGCUCGUCGAGAAAAUUUAAGUAAAAUGGAAACAAAUACAACAGGAGCAGCAGUAAGGAAAAGAAGAAUACCUAUGUCUGAAAAAACAAAUGCAGAUUUUUCUGAUGAUAACUUAAAAACACAGUCUUCAAGUAAAGAAAGUCCAAAAAGACCUUGCUUACAGGAUGAUGAGAUUAAUAAUGAGAACAAUGAAGAUUUAACAACUGUUAGUGAAGUAGAGUCUAAAAUAGAAAAUAAAGAAAAUAUUGAUAAAAUGGAAAUUGAAUUACAACAAGAAAACUUUUCAUCAAAUGAAAGAAAUUUAGAUAAAGAUAAAACGUCUGCUGCUGAUUUUCCUGUUUCUAACAAUGAAUUGCAUGAAGAAUCAAUUACACAGGCACGUUCUAGUUGUAAAAAACGUUUAGCUGCUUUGGCUGCACGUAUUAACCAGUGGGAAGAUGAUUUCACUUACCAUUCUUCAUCUGAAAGAUUUGUUAGUAAACCUUCUACUAAUGAUUCACAUACUAAUUCUGUGGUGUCUAAAAAUAAUACUUUUACUAACCAUUCUAAAAAGACUAAUAUUAAUAUAGUGCAUACUGAGCAGAAUAACAGUAGUAAUAAUAGCUGUAGAGAAACUUCAGAUGAAAAUUCUAACAUCAGUAAUAAAAUAUCUGCUUCAAAUGGUGGUGGAAACCAGAUUCUAAAAUCCAUUAUAAAGAAAGAUAAGAAUCAUUCACAACAGGUGAGAAAAGUUGUCGUUUGGGAUCAUGCAAUUCUGGAAACUUUGGAAUGCCAAGGUUUCACAAAAUCUCCUUCUACAACCAAAUUACAAUAUGAGUUUUCAAAUAAUUCAUCAAAAAAGACUACAGAACCAAUUUUAGAACCCAAGGAGGAGAAGUUUCAUUCUGUUCCUGAUUUAAAAACUAAUGAAAAUAAUAAUAAUAAUAGUAAUAAAUUAAUUUCUUCUAGAAAUGAAGAACAACAUGCUGAAAAUGUUUACAGCAAGGAUGUAGAUCCAGCUGAACUGCCAUUGUCAGCUCGGAGAGCUCUUUUUGAGAAAGCUUUUAUUCAUGGAAAUAAUAUAAAUUGUGAAAAUCCAGAAAAGCUUUCAGUAGCUGAAAGAGCAGCUUUAUUUGAGAAAAGUUCUGGUUUUUGCAAUGCAAAAGCGUCAAAUUUUCAAAGUUUCAAUCAGAGGAAACAAAAUGAGUCUUCAUUUAGUCAGAAAUCAGAAAUAUCAUCAAAUAAUUCAUCAUUAAAGCCAGUAUCUAGUGUUAAACCUUCAACUGAAUUACCUAUUAAUUCUUCUCCGAGUAAAAUUGGAAAUCAUACUCGUAAAGUUCAACAUCAAUUACUCUCAUCCAAAGACACAAGUUGGCAGAAUAAUGAAAUUAGUAUGAAGACAAAAAUUGAACGACAGAAUGAAAUGGCCGUUCUACUAAAUCGCUGGGAACGUGCAUCCUCCAAAACAAAAACUGAAAAUUCUAAUCAAAAAAAUAUGCAAAUGAAGAGUCCUAUUUACUGCAAGCAACCUGUAAAUGAAGAUAUCAACUAUCCAAUACCAUCAUUAUCUACUAUAAAUGAUAUGGAAGAAAUAUCUGAGGAUGAUGAUGAAAUACAACAAUCUGAGAAUAAUAGUGAAGAAGAAAUGUAUGAAUAUGAAGAGGAGGCGGAAGAACAAGAGCAACAACCUAUUGAAGAGGAGAAAAUUUAUGAAGAAAAUAUUAAAAAUAAUUCAAAUUUAAAUGAAAGUGAAAUGGUAAAUGAAGCAGUAGCUAUCUGUGAAGAAAUUGAUGAAUUAUUAGAUGAUGCAUUAAGUGACUGUGAGUCCAGCAGUAGUACAGAAUCACUUGUUCCUGUUAAACAGAGUGCCAACCCAGAGGUAACUCAAACUCCAGUUAAAUCAUCAGUUCUAAAUAAACCAACACAAAAUAAUAAAACACCAAUAUCAUCAUCAGUAGCAGAACCUUCAACAAUAGUUUCAAAACAAAUUGACUCUUCAACUACAGCUUCAAAACCUGAAGAUUUGCUACCAAAAUCCAUUAUUGACAAUGGUGAAGAAGUUCCAUUACUGCAUACAAUAAGUUUUUAUCGUCGAAAGAAACAGGGACAACAGUUACUCACUCCUGUGAAGAAAAUUGUUAGAAGGGAAGAAGUGCACAGUCCUCCCUCACCUGAUGAAGAAAGUAGAAUUGCCACAUUACAACAAAAAAUAAAAUGUCUUCAAGAAGAAAUACUUUCUCAACAAACAAUCAUUAGUCAAGCAACCCAAGCUUUAAAUUUAUGUCAUGCCACAACAGAAUUUUUUGGUUCUACUGAACAAGUUGAAGGCGAACGAUUAUUGCUUAUAGCCACUCAGAAAAGACAAGCAUAUCUGAAUGAAAUUCAGCGUCUAAAAACUGAUGGAGCAUUGAGAAAGAAUUCAGAAAAUGGAAUGGGAACAUUAACUCUUACAGAUAUAAGUUUAGGAAUUAAACGAGAAUUUCUAACGGCCCAAGCAGAAGGAAGAUUAGACAAUAAUGUACACUACUUCAUUUGUCUUAUUCGAUAUGGAGCCCAACUAAUAGCAACCCAAAUGUUAUCUACAGAUGGAAUUUCUGGAAAUACACUCAAUUAUACGAAUUAUAUAACACUACAAGAACUGCAGAGUGAUUUUUGUGUUUCAUUUGAAGUGUUUGCAUUGGUAUGUAUUUGUUACCCCAUAACAAGUCCUGGUGGUCCAAAUGCUGUGAGAACUCCCAGUUUUGCAUUAAUUGGUUUCACUCGUUUGUGCCUUACAAAUUGCAAUAAAAGUUCAUAUACUCUAGAAAAAGUUCCUUAUCAAUCACCAUUAGAAGGUGUUGUUUAUAUGAAAGUUCAGUUACAUGCUGAGCAUAGAAUUGAAGAAAAAGGAUUUUUGACAAUGUUUGAAGACGUGAGUGGAUUUGGAGCGUGGCAUCGUCGUUGGUGUAUACUGAAAGGAAAUAAUUUAGCAUACUGGAAAUAUCCUGAAGAUGAUAAGAAAAAGUAGACCGUCCUGUAACACA